Paramuricea clavata is the source of this 609-nucleotide messenger RNA. Lineage: Eukaryota; Metazoa; Cnidaria; Anthozoa; Malacalcyonacea; Plexauridae. The record is from the annotation of a GenBank genome assembly.
AUGAGUAAAGACUAUCUCACUUACGAUCAACUCAGAGCUAUUUUGGAUGAAAAACUUGCGCCCUUGCAGACAGAAAUGAGGGAUCUUAAAGCGUUCGUAGAGGAAGCAAACAAGAAGUACGAUGAUGUCAUAAUAAAGUUACAGGAUUUUGAAGUAUCGUUGCAGGACAUCAUCGCUGAGAAUAAUGUAUUAAAGACAGCCAUACAAGAUAUGAAUUCUCAAGUAAACCAACUGAAUGUUAUAGGUAAUGACCUUGAGCAAUACACAAGGAGAGAAUGUGUCGAAGUACAAGGUAUUCCUCAAAGUAAAGAUGAAAAUACUGAUGAAAUAAUUUUGACAGUCGGGGAUCUGAUGGGUCUAAAGCUCGACGAAAAGGAUAUUUCUGUAAGCCAUAGAUUACCUGUUAGCAAGAAAUACAAUGGAAGUCGUAGAGAGCCGGGUAUUAUAGUAAAAUUUGUCAGACGGAAUUCGAAAGAUUCCUUCUACAAGGCAAGGCGUGAGCUGAAGAAAUUCACAACAAAGGACCUUGGUUAUAGAGCUGACAAUCCUAUUUACGUAAAUGAAAGUCUAACAGAAAAAAAACAAGAAUCUCUUAUUAUAUUUGGAAUG